UAUGUUAUAUAAAAAUGUGUAUCCCUGGUACUAAUACAGAGGAUCUGUUAAUUUUUACCAUGAAGAAGUCACUUUGAUAAAUGUUCUAGUCAAUUGCCUCAUUUAAUCCUGACUAUAGGCAUAGAAGCUCAGGCCUAUUUUAUAGACAUCAGAGAUGGAAACACCCAAGAUUUUCAAAGGUUAAAUAACUUUCUCAAGGAUGAGCAGAGUAAGUAGUUGAACAUGGACUCAGACUGAAGGAGCCAAAACAUAUCACUAUUUGUCACCCUACAUUAUCUCUGCACAAUUAUCUAAGAUGGGCUUUUUUAAAGCAGUAUUACUUUUCCUCAGAACUCAUCAAUUAUCUGUGAAACACUGUAUUUCACAGCUCAGUUCUGGGCUCAGACUAGUUCAGAAAAUCAGUCUAAAAUCUGACCAUUUACUUAGAGAAGCUUAGCAGACUAUUCAAGAGUAAAAGUUUUGCAGGCUUAAAAUAAGCUAUUAUCUUUCAUCAGUCUUUAAAAAAUAAUUACCUUCAAUAUGUAUUUUAAAAUAAAAUAAAACCAUGAGAAAGAACAUUAAAGGAAGAGAUAUACUGUAAAGAAUACAUUUCUGAUUUCUGUGUCCUAAGCUGUCCAGUUCUUUGCUUUGUUUUGCUUAAUGAAAUGCCUACUUAUCUCCGUUGAAGCUAUUCUGAUCCAGAUGGCCUACUUUAUAUAGCAUUGACUUUUCCCUUUGACUUCUUAAUUCUAAGGGCUUGCUCAGCAUUUCUUUGCGAACUGGUUUCUUCUCACAAACCUCAUUUCUCUUCGAUCACUUCAGGUAGGACCCGAGAGACAAGGGCUCAGUCCCAGACACUGAGACAAAAGCAAAAUUUAACAAUCUAGUUUUAAGGAUUGUCUGGGUAAACUGAACGACAGUGCUAAAUGUUUGCCUUUACAGACUUAUCGCAUUUCACAAAGGACACUCAUAAGUAUAGUUAACAAAGCAAAAUGCCAAGCAAAUUACCAAAUAAAGGAAUAUGAAGGUAUUUCCUCCAUAAUGUAAUACUGAAAUAACACUACUAAAUUUGAGGGCACGGAAGGGAGGGAAGAAGAGUUAAUUAUUUGAACUAAAACCCCAAAAGUUCAAGUGUAAAAAUGUGACAAACUAAUCUACUCAGCUUUUUCUAUAAUGUGGGUAUUGCAGCACAAGAGAUAAUCCAUAUUCCAUAAGUUAAUCUUCAGUGCUUUAAGUCUUUAAGUAGGACGAGGAGCAUGAACAAUGAUGCAGUAGGAGUUCCCACUGUGGUGCAGUGGGUUAAGGGUCUGGUGUUGGUGUAGGUAACAGCUGCGGCUCGGAUUCGAUCCCUCGCCCAGGAACUUCCACAGGCUGUGGGUGUGGCCCAAAGCAUGUUAUUAAUGAAAAAAAAUUUAAAAAGAAUUAAAAAGAAAAGAAAAACUACCCAACAGCCACAACACUGCAGCAGCUGCUAUUUCACAAGUACAAGAAAGAGUCAAAGAUCUGGGCAGACACACUGGUUAUUUCUUCCUUUUCCGCCACUUCGAGAAUGUCUCCUCUGGUUUCGACUGAUUCCUUUAAAAACUACAAUGGCAGUUCCCCUUUGAGUCUCUUUAACCCAAGAUUGUGUUUAUGGAUUCAAAAUUAUUUCCUGAUUAGCUGAAAUCAUAAAAAUAGGUAUGCAGCUUUUAAGCAUUUUAUACGUCCUUCAGAUAAGCUUUGCGUCAUUGAAACUAAAGGAUACCAGCCACGCAGAUGUAAAAGGAAAAUUUCCUAGGCAAACAUUUAUACCAUAUAAAAGCCAUGCAAAUGCUGGCUUUCAGAGGGAAAAAAAAAAAAAAAAAAAAAAGGCUUGUUCUUUUUUUUCUCAAAUGAAGGCCUUUCCUCAGAGCACAGUUGCAAAGUUGAGAUUUACAUAUUUUUUGACUGAAAAAAUAAUUUUCAUAUCACAAGGUAAGUGACUUCACAGUGUGAAGAGUUCAGGACACUGGCGCCGCAGGUAACAGGCCAUUAAAGAAAGAGGCCUCAGGGAGUCAAGUUCACGGUUGAACUUGAUUAUUUCUGUUUAGUGGAAACGCCACCCAAGUCCUUCAAGUUAAAGAUAAAAUCUAAACAUCCUGAGUAUGGAAUGGAUUCAGUGGUGUUUAGAUAUUAAACUUGACCUCAAAAGUAAUGCAGUUAGAUGAAGACUGUGGAGGGAAAAAAAAAAUAGGUGAUAGGGACCAUGUCAAUAUAGAAAAGUUUCCGCCUGGAAAAAUAUUCAGCGGCAGCAGCACAGAUUCUUCCAUCCAUCCUGUCAACGAAGAAGACAUCAAGAGAGCAAGAAGGAAAACGGUUUCCCCUGCACGGCGUUUGUGUCACCGCCUACAGAGACAAUGGCCUGGUCUGAGAACAUGGACACCCUUCUAAGCAACCAAGCUGGCCUAGAUGCUUUUCGAACAUUCCUCAAAUCGGAGUUUAGUGAAGAAAAUGUGGAGUUCUGGCUCGCCUGCGAAGACUUUAAGAAAACAGAAAGUGCAGAAAAACUUGUCUCCAAAGCCAAGGUGAUUUAUUCGGAAUUCAUCGAAGCGGAUGCCCCUAAAGAGAUUAACAUCGACUUCAGUACCAGGGACCUCAUCUCAAAGAACAUCGCGGAACCGACUCGCAAAUGUUUUGACGAGGCUCAGAAGCUAAUCUACAGUCUCAUGGCUAAGGAUUCCUUUCCUCGAUUUCUCAAGUCAGAGAUUUAUAAGGAACUGGUACAUAGCAGACAGGUUGGAAAUCAUAAAAAAUGGCUCCCUUUCUUGUAGAGAAGGCAAAUGACAAACUAACAAUCCGGUUAUAAAUGGGGAAAAAACAACCGAUAGGACAGAUCAACUCUUAUCACUCCAAGGCUAGAAUGGUUUAAGUAUUUCAAUGCAAUAUAUGGCUCUUUAGGGUUUAGAAGACAUGUUUUACUCCAAUAGGGAAAUCAUUUUACGUACGAAACCUGAAUGUCUAAGUCACUUGUUUAGAAUGCGUUUAUUUUAUCAGGUACUUAAAUCUCGCCUCUACUGGGAGAGUACAAAGGACGUUUAAGAAGACACAGCACACUCUUAAAACCUAAGUGGAUGUUCUUAUGACAUUAUACAUUCCAGAAACUAUAUAUCUUCAUGUUGCUGCGUGGGAGACUGUUUAGCAUUAUGUACAUGAUUUUAAAUACCAUUUGCAUUAUUCAAAACCUCAUUUCUAUAAAAGAGAGAAAUUCCGACCCGGAACAUAACAUGUCCUUUAGAAUAUUCAGCUAUUUCUUUUCGACCAGGGUCUACUACAUAAUGUGGUGGUUAUCUAAACUGCCAUGGCCCUCAGAUUAAUUAAAAGGAAAAAUGCCUAUAUAUUUAUAUGUAUGUGUGUGUGUACACACACACACACAUAUAUAUGCCAUUGAUCAAACUGUCAAAAUAUAUCACUUGGUUUAAUUCAAUGGCAUCACACAUGCAUAUUUAAAAAGGGCCUCGAGGGUGGGAAGGAUUGAUUUUUUUAGCUCAAUAAAAAUACAAAGGGAAGAGGAGGACGAAGGGGCACGGAUCAGUCCUUCUACAACGAACUGCGAACUGCGUAGCAGUGACUAUCUCAUGAAAUAAAAGAUUAUUGCAACAUCGUCUAUUCAAAUAAGAGUGAGGUUAAGUGCCUGUUCUCUCCUUCAGCACUGGACCUUGAUAAAAUUCAAAGAAAUGUUUUAAAUGCAUUUAUUUUGAGAUGUUCCUAAAACUGCUUCUUUGUACCUAUAAAUGUCCCACGAUACGUAUGAAUAAUUUCAUGUCAACAUGAGAGGCUCUGAAGAGUCAACAGAUCUUGCAUGUUUCCAUUUUGUUUUCACAGAUUAAUUCAGCUUUGCUGAAAUCUCCAUUUUGCAGAUUAUUUGAACAUUAGAAAAUAGAUGAAAAAUAGCAUGAUUUAUUUUAUGUUUCUACAAACCAUUCAUUUGAUAGACAAAGUUUGGUCUCCCCUGUUCUCUUGAAAAACAAACAUUUAAACACAUGCAGAUGGAACAUCCCCAGGACACCUGCAAAUUCUUUAAAAGAAGACAUAAUGCAAACUGGUGGUGAAGUAUUCAGCGCGCCUGUAGGUGCACUUAAGGGAAAAGAACUACACCCUUUUCGACAUUUAUUCUGGCGCUUCAAACCUGAAUUGAGUCUCUGUUUAAAUUCGGAAUUUAAAAAUUAUUCCGAGAUGAAAAAGACUUUAAAAGGUAAAAGGGACUUUAGUCAUUAAAGUCACAUUCCUUCUUUUAGACAUUAAAAAAAAAAAAAAAAAAAAAAGUGCUCUUGGUUAUUUUCCUAAGGUGCUCUGCUGGUGAGAAGGACCAGUGCUUUUCCCACGAGGCCACAACCAGCACCUUGUUCCCAGGGCAGCAGAGGAACCUCCCCAUUAGAACUGCGCUGAGACCUGGAGCUCUAAUAUCCUCGAAUAUCCAGGCACUGUUCCUGUCGUUGUAUAUUCAGAUUGUCCUUUACAAUCAGUUUGCAAACUCCUUCUUGUUACUGUAGAGCAAGACUCCAGGGUCACUGACUGCCUCCCCCCUUUUUUCUAAGAAUGCACAAGAAGUCACAGAUCAAGCACAGAAGGAGACGAUGGGUAAAGCGUAAAAAUACAGUGGGUGUCAAAAUGAUCUGUUCAAAAACUGGAUGUUGAAUGACCUCUAAUAGAUCCCAACCAAAGACGCUCAGCGGUGAUCCUUCCCUCCCACCUCGUCCACUCACCCCCCACAUCCCAACCUAUAGAUGUUCUGACUUAAUAGAACAGAAAGAAUAGAAUACGUCAGGAGGUCCUGUCCUAGUAUCCGUGAGGACGCAGGUUCGAUCCCUGGCCUCAACCAGUGGGUUAAGGAUCCAGCGUUGCCAACAGCUGUGGUGUAGGUCGCAGA
Sus scrofa (pig) is the source of this 4864-nucleotide messenger RNA. The record is from RefSeq and is a predicted model, not a curated record. Lineage: Eukaryota; Metazoa; Chordata; Mammalia; Artiodactyla; Suidae.